Molecule: messenger RNA, 1456 nt
Organism: Argentina anserina (silverweed cinquefoil)
Lineage: Eukaryota; Viridiplantae; Streptophyta; Magnoliopsida; Rosales; Rosaceae
Product: biotin synthase, mitochondrial
Exons: 6
Coding region: 47-1204 (385 amino acids)
Biological process (GO): biotin biosynthetic process
Cellular component (GO): mitochondrion
Molecular function (GO): 2 iron, 2 sulfur cluster binding; biotin synthase activity
Source: RefSeq, a predicted model, not a curated record
GUUCUCUCUGUUUCUCCGCCCAGUUCUCCCUCGCAAUCAGUAAACCAUGUUCUCCAUUAGGUCCAUUCUCCGCCCCUCCUCCUCCUCUGCCUCUGCCUCGGCGGUGUUUGUAUUGCAUUCGUCACUCUACUCCUCUCUGUCUUCCUCAGCAGCCGCAGUCCAAGCCGAGCGAACCAUCCUCCACGGCCCUCGAAACGACUGGAGUCGCGGCGAGAUCAGAGCCGUCUACGACUCUCCCGUCCUCGAUCUCCUCUUCCAUGGAGCUCAGGUUCACAGAAGCGCGCAUAAUUUCAGACAAGUGCAGCAGUGCACUCUGCUCUCUAUCAAGACCGGUGGAUGUAGUGAGGAUUGCUCGUAUUGUCCUCAGUCUUCAAGAUACGAUACGGGACUCAAGGCCCAGAAGCUUAUGACUAAGGAUGUUGUCAUGGAGGCUGCUAAAAAGGCAAAAGAGGCUGGUAGCACACGCUUUUGCAUGGGUGCUGCCUGGAGGGAGACAGUUGGAAGAAAGACAAACUUUAACCAGAUCCUUGAAUAUGUGACCGAAAUAAGGAAUCUAGGAAUGGAAGUAUGCUGUACCUUAGGCAUGCUAGAACAGCAGCAAGCUGUAAAACUUAAAGAAGCUGGCCUGACAGCUUAUAAUCACAAUCUAGACACCUCAAGGGAAUAUUAUCCCAAUGUCAUUACCACAAGGACCUAUGAUGACCGCUUGGAAACAAUUAAGUAUGUCCGGGAUGCAGGAAUUAAUGUUUGCUCAGGAGGAAUAAUAGGGCUCGGAGAAGCAGAGGAGGAUCGAGUUGGUUUGUUGCACACAUUAGCAACACUUCCAUCCCACCCAGAAAGUGUUCCCAUAAAUGCGCUGAUUAGUGUGAAAGGGACUCCUCUUCAAGAUCAAAAGCCAGUUGAAAUAUGGGAGAUGAUACGCAUGAUUGCCACAGCACGUAUAGUUAUGCCAAAAGCAAUGGUCAGACUGUCAGCUGGCAGAGUUCGUUUCUCAAUGCCUGAACAGGCAUUGUGUUUUCUUGCUGGGGCAAAUUCAAUAUUUACUGGUGAAAAACUAUUGACCACACCUAACAAUGAUUUUGAUGCCGAUCAAGUUAUGUUCAAGGUGCUUGGAUUAACUCCAAAACCUCCCAGUUUCUCUGAUGAACCAGCAAAGGCAUCUGAGGUAGCAGCUUGUGAGGAUGCUGUUUCUGUUUCAGCCUGAAAUCAUUUUCAAAGAGGUGUGAUUAUCCCUGUCUUCUUCUGUUGUUAUAAAUGUUACAAUUAAAUAUUAAAAUUUGUGGUUGGGAGAGGGGACACGGAGUUUAGGGUUCCUGGUUUGGGUUGUCCUAUACGCGAGUUCAUUUUUCUAUGUAAAACUUUACCGCGGUUCUUAUAGAUUCAUUAGCUUCCUCCUUGUAACACCAAUUUAACUUUCAUUGUGGUUGUCUUAAUGUUUCUGUUUCUUUUUGUUUUG